ACUUACUGUUUGGAUACUAUGCUUGAGGCUGGUAUUCACAAGGAAAUCAACAUCGUUCAAUAUUGUGAUGGCGAAGAAGACUGCAGGACAGGUGUAGAUGAAAGCCCGAGGCGAUGUGCCAUGUUCCCAAACAGGCUUCCGUGCACCCGGUCCAAUCGCUUUAUUUCAAGAGACAACAUGUGUGAUGGCAUACCGGAUUGUGUGGAUGCUUCAGACGAAGAUGUCUGUGCUGGAAAGGGAGCUUGUCUGCUACCGAUAUCCUUACUUCAAGAGAAGUAUUCAAUUGAGGAGAGUAUUGGCACAAAUCAAGGGUUCCACAGUAGCCACCAACUCAGCUUGGCACAGUGGACGGUAGAGGGACUUAAUGACUGGUUGCAAAUUACAUUGGAAAACCCCGUACAACUUGCCGGAGUAGCAGUUUCUGGUUCAAGGCGAUCGCAUACUCUCAUAUUUUCCUUGGAGUACGGGUUUUUGGAUGAUUGUUUGACAGCGUAUACGGAAGAAGACGAACUUAAGACAUUCCAAACCGAUGGUGAUGGUAAGGGUGAGCAUCAUCUUGUCACAGCAGUGCGUGCCAAGGUGGUUAGGGUUAUACCACAAGCUUGGCUGUACAAGACGAUUUGGGACGUAGGACUACUAGGAUGUGUGGUAAAAGAGCAUCGCAUAAAGGACGCAUCCUGUGGUAAAGGUUGGACGAUGUUUGGAGAGCGUUGCUACCAGAAGUUUCCCUCGCCACUUGUCUGGUGGGCUGCGGAGAACUAUUGUCAAGCUCUUGGUGGUCAUCUGGCGGCUGUCAACACACUAGAGGAAAACGACUUCCUCCGAGACAACAUUGGAAACGGAUGGAUAGGGAUGAAACUUGGUGCUGUAUUGAUAAAGAAGGAGAGACAGAAAAUUGUGGACUUUUCUUGGAGCGAUGGAAGUCCUGCAGGCGACUCUUUCAAGGAACAGGAUAUGUCAUUCGAUGGUUUCCGGGAAUAUAUUUGGAGACUAAAUGAUCCCUUCUGUGCCUUUCUAGAAUAUUACGGUUCCUGGAGUCUUCAACCUUGCAGUCUGAUUGAGAAAGAAUUCAUCUGUGAGAGAGAUCCGUCACCAUACCGGACUGAUAGCUGUGAAACUACCGCAAACGACAUUCACACCGAGUUAGAAAAUGUGCAAGAUACGGACCGAGACGAAAUAAAUGUUUAUAUGCCGGAUAUGACAGUGUGCGACGAUUGCAUGGCUCGGAAGACAGCCUGUGGCCAUAUACGAUGUGGCAACCCUGACCAAUACCGCUGUGGCCUGAUCUACUCCCCAGGAUACCCUACGGCCUUCCCCUCUUCAGUGAUCUGCCUCUGGACAAUUGAGGGUGCUCCCGGAAGCUUCAUAACUCUUCUGCUGCUAGAUGUAGAUCUGCCCGGAUACUCGGGAGGUGCCUGCACCAGCCGUGUGCUGCUAGUCAGGGACAGGUUCCUCACGGUAGGAUGGAACACGAUCCACGGGCUGUGUCGCGGCGAGGGUGAACAGAAGCGUUACGUGUCGAGCUCUAACGAAAUGCAGUUGGCCAUGUUGGCGACGAGCAGCAAUUCUGAUUUUGGCGACAGUCGCGGGUUUAUUGCGACGUUCAAUGUCAGUACGUUCACCACUAGCCGACAAGUGCAGAACCUACCUGAUGAUGCAGGAAUGUACGAUAUCUAUCGGAACUCGACCUUUGUGUGGACCGAUGACACUCCGAUGACAUACAUCGACUGGUCACCCAUGGAUGUCAGAACCUGGUUCGCACAACCUGACGGCGCUAAGCUCAACUUCUGCGUUGCCAUAGUGAUGAAGAACGUCUGGGGAACUGACCAGUGGUACGACGAGUCCUGCACUGAACGAGCCACAAGGUCCUUCAUCUGCAAGCGGGCGGCCAAACGAGUGAACCGCUCGGGAGGCAAUGCUUAA
Molecule: messenger RNA, 1923 nt
Organism: Branchiostoma floridae (Florida lancelet)
Lineage: Eukaryota; Metazoa; Chordata; Leptocardii; Amphioxiformes; Branchiostomatidae
Exons: 11
Coding region: 19-1923 (634 amino acids)
Molecular function (GO): protein binding
Source: RefSeq, a predicted model, not a curated record